Penaeus vannamei (Pacific white shrimp) is the source of this 1349-nucleotide messenger RNA. Lineage: Eukaryota; Metazoa; Arthropoda; Malacostraca; Decapoda; Penaeidae. The record is from RefSeq and is a predicted model, not a curated record.
AUAAAUUAUUGAUAUUUAUGGUCUUGUGAGCUGAAAGCCCCUGAGUAGAAGUGUAUUUGUUAUUGGUUAUAACUAGAUGGUUGUCAUAGUGCCGUGAGCUCUGGCGUUGAACUCAUUACCCGAAGACAUUAGGGUAUAAAUAGAGCUUAGUCUUAUAAAUCACAAAGUUUUUGGACCGCUGGCUGCUUCCUCACCUACUAAGGACUAUACCAGUAAAUAUAGUAAAGAUUCAUUAUCUCUCAUACUACCAGUUUUCUCUCCAGGAGUAAGUCUGUUUAGUUGGAGAUGUUUCUCUUCACAUGACAAUGGAGAACCACAGUCUGGACAGGAAGCAAUUGCAGGGGUUACUUCAGCAAGAUCUGUGGAUGCAACACAUUCCUCUGCCAAGAAUUUUGGAUCUGAUAAUCCAGGUGUUAAGUAAAAAUGGAGAGGGGAAGAGUGUGCAGAUAGAUACGUUAGAAGCUCUUCUGCCACACCUCUGUUUUGCAUUGCCUCCUGUUGGCCAUAACUGUACUAAGCUGCUGAAAACUUUACCACAAAGUAGUUCAGUUUGGAAGAAAUUGGAAGAGGGAUUAAAGGAUGGAAAGCAUUUGCCAGUGGAGGUUGUGGCAUUUUUGUAUGAAAGUCAUCCCUCAACACUUGAAAGAGAAAUGUUUCGAAUUCUCGGCCAAUAUGCAGAGAAGGCUCAUCAUGUAGACCAACUUGAAGAAAGUCUUCAUGCUUUGUUUGAAUUAAGUCCAGGAACUGGGAGGGGAAGUAAUGAAUAUGGUUAUGUAGAAAAACACGAUAUUGCUGGUAAUUUGUGGUCAGAGAGUGCAGUGAUACCAGCUGCAGUUUUCAGUUCAUCAGUUUUCAAUAUCUGCUUUAGGAUAUUAUGUAGAAUAUGUGUAGAUACUAAGUUUUCCAUAAACCUCACAGUGGCUAGCAGAGAUUUUUUUACACACCUCAACAAACAUAAUUUAAAAGGAGAAUUAUAUGAACUUUUUCCUAGUAGCAUUCAACAUAUUGUGUUCCUUCUGACAAUGCCGACAGCUGUAUACAGAACAUCAGAACAUUUGAAAGCUAUUGAGGAUAGUCUCCAAGGCAUGCUAGAGGAAGGCAGUCACACACACUCCCUUGUCCACUGUUUACUCUGUUUUUUUCCUCAGUGGCUUUCUUUACUAGCCAAGAGAGAAUUUUUCAAUCUAAAUCUCAGAAAAUGUCACUGUUUUAUUUGAUUGCAUUGUUUACUUGUAAAUAAGGCCUGUAUGAUUUCAGUGGUGAUUUUCUUCAUAAAGACAUUUAUUCUUUGUAUAUUGACAAAGCCAAGUAGUGUAUAUUUUUUGACAAUAGGUAUAUAUAAAUGUUUU